Molecule: messenger RNA, 7906 nt
Organism: Anolis sagrei ordinatus
Lineage: Eukaryota; Metazoa; Chordata; Lepidosauria; Squamata; Anolidae
Gene: PRPSAP1
Product: phosphoribosyl pyrophosphate synthetase associated protein 1
Biological process (GO): 5-phosphoribose 1-diphosphate biosynthetic process; purine nucleotide biosynthetic process
Cellular component (GO): cytoplasm; ribose phosphate diphosphokinase complex
Molecular function (GO): ATP binding; magnesium ion binding; ribose phosphate diphosphokinase activity
Source: RefSeq, a predicted model, not a curated record
GCGGUCCGCCUUCCCCGUUGCCCUCACUCAACAUGUCCGCGCGAGGGAGGCGAAGGCCGCAGAAUCUCUCAGAGCCGAGGCCGCGUCGCUGGCGCAAAAUGGCCGCCGAGGGCAGGAGGUGGCGCUCUAGCGCGGCGCCUCUAUGGCAGGGAGCACGCUUGCGGCUGGAGCGGAGCGUCGCUGAGUCCGGGCCUGGAGGCGAGGCGGGCAAAGGGGCCAGGAGCGAGCAGGAAGGCGGCGGCGGCGGCCUCUGCAGGGAAACGGGUGCCGCUUCGGCCAGCUCUGGGGCUCCUCCUCCUCCUCCUCUCCUAACGUGCCCUCCCCCUCAGGCCCCCCUUCCUUCACGGCAGCCCCGUGGCUUCGCUCUCCUCCCUCUAUUUCGGGGUCCCCCUCACUGCCACUUCCUUCUCUUUCCUUUUCCCGUCAUUUAUAGAUUCUGUAUCCACCUUUGCUGAGAGGGCCUCAUCCUGUACAUACACGGGCCUUUCCCUCAGAGUUCUCUGAGGAAAUCCCUGUCGCCCUCAAGGCCCCUCUCCUUCCUGUCUGCUCACCCUGUGGCCCAUUUCUCCUGCACAUUCAAAUAGGCAGAGUUCUCUGAGGAGAUCCUCACAGUCCUCACUCCUCUGCCCCAUUCCCUCUUCUGCAGCAGGGGAUGCCCUUCCCCUGUGUUGUUAUUACUCCUGCUUUUUUCUACUCUCUGCCUUGACUCUCUGCAAAGUGACUCUAUUUCCUGGUGCUAGUUCUUGCCUCACCUGAAGCCCCCUCUCUGGCACUUUCCCUGCCUCUGGUGGACAAUUCUUCCUUCAGCUGAGUCUUGUUUUCCCCUCCACUCUCCCCUCCACUCCCUUGUAGGCGAACAGGUUUCAUUGCCUUCUUUCAUUGUUUCUCCUUCCCACUCUUUGCUGCAGGUCUAAUUGAGGUGUAACUCCUUCCUUUUGAUCUUGGUUUGGACAGCAAUAUCGAGAAAUAAGUUUCUCCUUUCCCCUUCUGCUAUCAGACUUUAUACCCAGCUUUUUUCCUCUUCCCCCUUUAUUAGUCCUUUUGAAGUAAACAGACUUCAUGUUCGCUUUUCCCAGAGGCAGCAUGUGAAGGGCUAAUUCUAAGAUGACUUUCAAUGCACUCAUUUUAACACCCGAUGUUUAAAAUAGUGUGUUUUGAUUGUUGCUGUGAACUGGGUUGCGAGAAGGAAAAGUCUUUUGGCAAGCGUCUCUGCUCCCGGUUUCCAUCUCUGAAAGGGUGGUAGUACUCUUAGGAGAGGCUAAAGAGGAGGAUGCCAAGGAAAUUGCUGUUGCCUUAUAGAUCUGUCUUUUCUCACUCUCGAGUCCCAAGGGGUUUGCAUGAUUCCUUGGCAAUGAAUGCGGCCAGAAGUGGCUACCGGGUCUUCUCGGCAAACUCCACGGCAGCCUGCACGGAGCUGGCAAAGAGGAUCACAGAGCGUCUUGGUGCUGAACUUGGAAAAUCUGUGGUAUAUCAAGAAACUAAUGGAGAAACAAGAGUUGAAAUAAAAGAAUCAGUCCGAGGCCAAGAUGUUUUCAUCAUUCAGACAAUUCCCAGAGAUGUGAACACUGCAGUGAUGGAACUGUUGAUUAUGGCGUAUGCGCUGAAGACAUCCUGUGCCAGAAAUAUCAUUGGGGUAAUUCCUUACUUCCCCUACAGCAAGCAAAGCAAAAUGAGGAAGAGAGGCUCAAUUGUAUGCAAACUCCUUGCUUCCAUGUUGGCCAAAGCAGGUUUAAGCCACAUCAUCACUAUGGAUCUUCAUCAGAAAGAAAUUCAGGGCUUUUUUAGUUUUCCUGUUGACAACUUGAGGGCAUCACCUUUCUUGCUACAGUAUAUACAAGAAGAGAUUCCCGAUUACAGAAAUGCAGUAAUUGUGGCCAAGAGUCCUGAUGCUGCUAAAAGGGCCCAGUCUUACGCUGAGCGGCUGCGGCUGGGACUGGCAGUCAUCCACGGGGAGGCGCAAUGCACGGAGCAAGACAUGGAUGAUGGGCGACACUCACCUCCAACAGUAAAAAACACAACAUUGCACACUGGUCUGGAGCUGCCCUUGAUGAUGGCCAAAGAGAAACCACCAAUAACAGUAGUUGGAGAUGUUGGAGGUAGAAUUGCCAUCAUUGUGGAUGACAUAAUUGAUGACGUGGAAAGCUUUGUGGCAGCUGCAGAAAUCCUGAAAGAGCGUGGUGCUUAUAAGAUCUUCAUCAUGGCCACUCACGGGCUCUUAUCUGCAGAUGCCCCACGUUUGAUUGAAGAGUCGUCCAUUGAUGAGGUGGUGGUAACCAAUACAGUUCCCCAUGAAGUCCAGAAACUGCAGUGUCCUAAGAUAAAGACUGUGGAUAUCAGUUUGAUUCUCUCCGAAGCUAUCCGUCGAAUCCACAAUGGAGAGUCCAUGGCUUACCUCUUCCGCAAUAUUACCAUGGAUGAUUAGUUUAUUUUUUGUCAUUCUACCAUCUAGUUUCCUCAAAUCGAAAAGAAAAAAAGGAAAUGUGCAUGAAGAAGCAGUGCCAUAGCAUAUUAUUAUUUGGGAUGGGGGGCAGUUUUAUUAUGGAUCUGGGUGUUUAGGGAAUGAUACCAUGAAAUCUGAGUAUCCAAAUUUCUCUGAUCCAGCUACCAGGGGGGUUGUUGGGUCAAAAUGCAAAUAGAUAUUAGAAUGUGUUUUAAAUUUGUCCGAAUGAUGAAAACGGUGGCCUUUUGAUCUUGUUAAACAAGCCAGUGUGUUUCAACAGAGUAACUUUGGUGGGGAUGAACUGAGAGGCAUACUGGGAUUUUGAAGCUGAAAUAAAUAGUUCUGGUAUGUAGGUUCUCAUGCUGUUUUGGAAGAAAGCGUGUCCUUUUCCUACGUUGCUGGCAUGUGCAAUGCCCUUCUGUAAUCUUGGGAGACAUUUGCAAUCUCAUAGGUGUUGAAAGCUUUCUUCUAUGAUUUCAUCUCCAUUUAGAGUAAUUUGAUGGCAGCCUUGUUAAUUUUGACAGGAAUGGUGUGUGAAAUGGUUCCAGAGUUGUAGCAGAAACUAGAAUAAAGCUACCUUUCCAUUUAUAGACCCAUAAAUUCCAAUCCUGCCUAUUAUAGAACUUUUCAGACUCUUACUACACUUUGUGAGGAAAGAUUAAGUAAAGCUAGUCUGUUGAGAUUUGCCUCUGCUGGCACUUUCUGUUCACCCAUGGCCCAAAAUCAAGGUAUGCAGUCCUGAAAGUGUGAACAAAUUCAUGGAGUACUUUCCUGUGUCUUCCACGUCUGUACUCCCUGUUGCAGAAUAGUUAAAUUAGCAAAAUGGUCCUUUGUGGAUCUUUGUGUCAGCAACACAUUACUAUCUCUUCUAUCAGUUACAAUUAAAGUGGAGCUUUCACUUGCUUGCCAGCCAUUGUAGUAUCUCUUAAUUAGUAUAUGAAGAUGGCAUGCAAAACUUUAUAUGGGAAGGUCCGUGCUAUGCUAUCUUGGAAGUGCUGGAAUUCUUUUUGUAUUUGCCUUUAGGACACUGUUGUUCUACUCUCAAAAUUCCUAUAGCCCUCCACCACAGCCUUGCUGUGUAUGCGAAAUUGCCCAUUACUCUCCAUAGACCUUGUUGUUACAUCAGUACCUCUUGGUCCGUUAUAUACAUAAAUAAGAUAAGACAUAUGAGAGCAAUGGUGUCACACGUUUCCCCCAAAUGACGAUAGAGCCCACAUUCUAAAAUGUGAGGGUAUUUUUAAAUGGUGACAAUAGAACAGUUCAGCCUAGUGUUUGUACCAACUACAUUUUGUUCAAAAUAAUUUAAAAUGCCAUUUUUAAAAAUAUGUGCCUGCUGACACAUUAAAGCUGCCCUUGUACUCUCUCAGUCGGCAAUGAGAUUGGGUAAAUUAAGCCUGCAGAAGUACCUGUUCCUGCUUGUCUCCCUCACUAGGGAAAGUCAGGGCUACCAUUGAGAGGGAAACAGCCUCCUCAAAGGAAGUCUCUUCAACACAAUCCAGCCCAACUUUGAUCAAAAUUCCCUUGGCCACAGUUUCUUCCUCAGUAUUCUGUGUCCAGACUCCCCUAUCUUUUCAACAAAUCAAUUGUCAGAAGAAUUAUAUCAGGACAGCUUCCCCAACCUUCUCAAUUUUGGUGGUGAAAUGAAAGAAGAAAAACGAUAUUUGGUGAAAUUUUGCCUUUUCCUGAGCAUAUGUCUUCUUAGAGCUCUUCAGAUCUCUUGUUUUGAUUAUUUUCUGCUUUCUUCUUGGCCUCUUCAGCAAUACAAUUUAUUUUGUUUUUCAAUCUACUUCUUUCCCUGCUCCCUGUAGCCUCAAUGCUCCAUAGCUGCCCUUUUAAAGUAAUUUAAAGUAUCUUCGGGAAUGACUGAAAUAGUGGGAAGGCACUAUUUUCAAGGGCUUGCUGUCACUGUGUGUGCUGCGUCAAAAGCACACAAGAUAUACAAUGCAUCUUGUUAACCUCUUCAUAAUUGCCAGUCAUUUGUACAGGUUCUUAUCACAGACUUUUACAUAGGACCUAUUCUUAAUAAACCAGAUUACGGUUAUUGCAGCUAGACAUCCUGAAAAGUUUUUUCUCUCUUGUGAUGAAGUGUUUUUGCCUUAAAUUCCAUGUCCCCAGUGCUCAGUAUUAGGCAGGUUAUAAAUAAAUGGCUUCAUUACCUCAUCACUAAUUGGCGUUUUGCAAUGUGAGUCAAUUACUGCCACAGACAGCAUUGAUAUGGAUUAUCUAAAGUGGUGUACAAUAUAGAUUACAAGAUCUUGAGAGCUCCCAAAUGCCCUCACUAAAAGAAAGCGGGAGGAGGGUUGGAGAGAGAUUCUAUGGUGGUAUAAAUAACCAAUUUCAAAAGUUUGUGAACGAGUAUGUAGCUAAGGAUUAUUAGUGAACUUAAUCUGAAUCAGCAGCCAUAAUCUAAGCAUUGCUAUGCUACCAGUUGUGGCAAUGGAUGCUGAACUGCAGCAACAUUACACCAGCUUUGUAGCCAUCUUGCGACAAACAGAUAGGGUUUAAGUGCCUUAAGUGUGGAAUUGCAAUUUUAAUCCACAUUUGUGAUUGUAAGAACUGAGCCAAGUAUGGUGUAACAUUCAGACUGAUUAGCAAGGAACAGCUUGUGAUACUGAUAUCUCCCAGACUGUCUCCUUCAGAUGCUAAGCUUUCAGAAACAUGCAUGGAGCUGUCAGUAAGGACCAUGCAGAAACAGAAAAUACUCAUUUGUCACUGUUACCAUGCAUCGUUCUUUCCCAUUAAAGUACAUUUAUAUGUAUUUCAUUCCGUAUUGAAAGGACAAACAAAAGUACUGCCAGUCCAGGGGAAGCAUUGACUGUUCAACAAGCGAAAUGUCCUUUGUUUAUUUAUGCCAAAAUACACACAAUACAACUUAACUACCUUUUCCCUCCUCAUAUUGACUGGCAUAGUUCUGUUAAAUCUUGACAGAAGGACAUUGUUCACUGUAGAGAUCCUAGUUUGCAAGUGUUUACCCCUUUAAGAAGGCAUUUAAUGUAAGCAAUAUGCAUAAGUUCACAGUGAUUUUACUGUAAAUACUGGACAUUACAGAAAAAAUUACCUUGCUUAAUCCAUCAGUCAUUUUUAUGAGCAUGGGUUCAGAUUUGAGCGUCUUUAAGUGCUAACAGAUUGUAACCAAAUGCUUAAACUAUGGAUGACAUUUGAGAACCUCUCCAAAACCUCUCAAGCCGUUAUCAAGUUUUGGAUAUUACUUGAUUGUUUUACAGAGAUCAAAACCAUAUAUGUAUGUUGAAGAGUACAAAUGUUCUACUAUGCAUCAUCCUACCACUUUUUUCUAACAAUAUUUUGAAAUUUACUCUUCCUUAUACAUAGUUUGGCAGGAAAAAUUGUUUGAGACUUAUGACUACAGCAAGUUAUGCUGGAAUAGAUGAAAGUGAUGGAAACAUUAAAUAAUGGAAUUGUGGUAUUGUAUUAUUUCCACUAAGGGGUUUUCUUCAUAGAAACCAGUAACUGCGAAUUCAUAGGCAUUCUUUCUUUUGAUAUUAUCAGCCUUAAUGUGGGGAAAGCAUCUCCAGUCCAUCACCCUGAAGUUCUUCUCUUAUCUCUAGUAACUGGCUGUGUUUUGAACUGUUUAUUUUUCCCAUUUCAGAGUUUUGGGGAGACACUGACUUUGCAUUUAAUAAUUAUCUGUGAAUAUUGCAAAACUCAUUCAGUCUUUGGCUUUUUAAAAUGACUCCAUUAUUUUUGGUAGCAACCUUAGUGUUUUUGACGAAUUUUAAAUAUGAGCAUAAAAAUGAUCUGUGACCUAUUUUAAGCAACAAUCAGUUCUGAAAUGGCAAGCCUUGAGUUAGGUAAAAAGGACUCUGCCAAUGUAAUAAUUAUGAUGUUUUGAAAUGGCAAAGAGCUUUUUAAUUUGCUAUUUAUGUAGUGUAUUCAAAUUCAUAACUGCUUUCCCAAUGUUUUUGGGUUUUUUGAAAUUUUAUUAACAGAAGCAUUUUCCUCUUCUCCAUCUCUUUUGUUCUGUUUAGUUAGACCUUGCCUUUUUAUCAAAAUAACAGGGUAAUGCCACAAACCACUUUAUGAGUGCAGCUGCUACAUCCCUUUCUAAGGUUAAUAGCCAUCCUCAUAAACUGGUUGUUGGGGAGGUAAUUUAUACUUUAAUUUGCUAGAGACUGAAACCACAGGAAAUGGGACCCAGGAUUCAGAAAGAGGUGGGCCAAACCACAGGACCACAUGCUGUUGAGGCAUGAUCAGGCAAAGCAAAUGAUCCUUUGCGAAUUUAUCUGUUGCUCCCUCAAGCCAUUAUCUGUUGACAACAGUGACAUUUUUGGUCUUGCUUUGUUUUGGCUAAUUACUGCUGAUUACUAUCCCAUUUCCACUUGAAAACAGUGAACUUUUCUCCAACCUGUAGCCUCCAAAUGGAAGAAAAAAAUCUGAACUGGUCUCAACAUAUCCUUCUGGAUUUUGCCACUUUCAUCAAAGAGGGCCUAGCCAAGUUCUCCUCUAGCCCUGGAAUCACAAAAUAUGGCACCAAAAACUUUUGAAGAAUUCUGUUAAAUGUUUAAAACCAAAACUAAAACUUUUCAUGAUAGCUGGAACUAUCCAUUCCACAGCAGCUUUCCGACAUAAUAGAGCAGGCACGGGCAAACUUUGUCCCUUCGGGUAUUUUGGACUUCAACUCCCACAAUUUCUGGCCUCAGGCCCCUUCUUUUUCCCCCUCAGCCAAAGGGCCAAAGUUUGCCCGUGCCUGUAAUAGAUAUUUCAGCAAGCAAUAGACCUCUAUUGUUAAGAAUAGUACUCCCUAAAUAGAAAUUACUGAGUUUAGAAAAUGCACUAACUUCACGAGGCAAGCACUCCCUUGAAGCAAGAUGUGUGCACUGUACAUAGCAAGUGAAUGCACAUUUGGAUCCAUCAAAAUCUCUGUAAAUUUUGCCAGCUUUGGGUUGUAUCCCUUCAUUGUCAGGCUCCCUCCCCACCCAAACAAUAAUGUAGAAAGGCCCUCAGUGCCCUUAAGAAAAACCAUUUAACCCAAAUCUUGACCAGCAGAACCUGGAUACCUCUUUACUGAACCAGAACAUAGUUUAAUCAGAGCAUAUAAAAUGAAAUGUGUUACUCUCCACAGUUUUGAGUUGUAAUACUGUCUCUGGACUGGACUGUCAAGACAUGUUUCCUUUGUGCACACCAUUAAGACUGCCUCCUUUUAUGAGUGGAUUUUGAAGACAAGAUAAUAUAUCGCAUUCAUCAUAAACCUGUAGUCGUCGACCUCUGUGAAGCUAUUUACAUCUCUUGAACCUUGCUGUUAACACAGUGGGCAGUAAGAAAAGCCUUCUGCCAUGUAUUUGGUUAGUUUUGAGCAUCCAAACCAAGGUGGACUGAAAGAAGCUCUUCUGUAUUUUCCAUUUGUCAACCUCACAUGUUAGUACCUGUUUGCAACUACUAUGCUGCUAAGAAUCUGAGGAUUAUAGAAUAACAAUCUGACUGCUAAUAAAGAUAUAUAUUGAUACUUUA